Messenger RNA from Loxodonta africana (African savanna elephant), 1971 nucleotides. RefSeq names its product transcription factor SPT20 homolog. Gene Ontology annotation, cellular component: SAGA complex. Gene Ontology annotation, molecular function: transcription coregulator activity. Gene Ontology annotation, biological process: regulation of transcription by RNA polymerase II. The transcript has 4 exons. The record is from RefSeq and is a predicted model, not a curated record. The coding region runs from base 1 to 1971 and encodes 656 amino acids. NCBI's taxonomy places the organism in Eukaryota, Metazoa, Chordata, Mammalia, Proboscidea, Elephantidae.
AUGCAGCAAGCUUUAGAAGAAGCUUUGGAUCGUGCCGACUGUCUCAUUGAAAGUGCCCAACUGAUACCUCCUAAAAGGAAAUGCUUGUCGAGUGGAACAAAAUCGAUAUUUCAAAAACUUCAUGACUUGUAUGUCGAAGAAUGUGAAAAAGAGCCUGAGGACGUGCAGGAAUUAAGAACAAAUGUGAACCUGUUAGAGAAGCUUGUUAUGCGAGAGAGCUUGUCAUGUUUAGUGGUCAACCUAUACCCCGGCAAUGAGGGUUAUUCUCUGAUGCUCAGCAGAGAAGAUGGGCCAGAAUCUGAGACCAUUCACCUGCCUUAUGAAGAGAGGGAAUUGCUUGAAUACUUGGAUGCGGAAGAAUUACCUCCUAUUUUGAAUGAUCUCCUGGAAAAAUUUCAGGUAAAUAUUUUUUACUCUGGAUGUGUCAUCGCAGAAAUCCGUGACUACAGGCAGUGCAGUAAUAGGCAGCCUCCUGGCUACCAAAGUCGGCAUGUUCUCCUACGUCCAACAAUGCAGACUUUAGCCUGUGAUGUGCAUUCAAUAACAAGUGAUGGCCGUAAAUGGACCCAGGAAGACAAACUUGCGCUUGAGAGCCAACUGAUUUUAGCUACAGCUGAACCCCUGUGUCUUGAUCCUUCUGUAGCAGUAGCCUGCACUGCAAACAGACUGCUGUAUAACAAGCAAAAGAUGAACACUCACUCAAUGAAACAGUGUUUAAAGAGGUCUUCUAGGUGCUCUCUGAACCAGCCGUUAGAGCAGUCUGAUUGCCAACCACCACCUCAGCUAAGAUCAUUCACUUCUUGCCAAAUAAAUGAAGAAAGAAAAGCAGGUGAUCAAUAUGACCUCAAAAUUUUUGAAGCAGGAAAUUGCCUGGAUAUGUGGAAGCAAAGUCCUUGUAAUCCGGCCAUGCCUUCUGAAGUGGACGUAAAUGAUGAUUACUUAUUUGACUGUGAAGCUGAUGAUCAGUAUCAUCAAACAGUGCUGAGUGCCAUGCAGUCACUUAAUGACCCACUUUUCUCUGAGACAGUACAGCCCUGUGAAGAUGAAGAAAGUGAGAUGUCUCCAUUCCACUUCUCCGUAGAUGAUCAUUCAGAUCAGUUCACGAUUGGACCAGAGUCUGCUGCUGAGAAGAUAGUCAUUCAGUACCAGGACUUCGUCGAAAAGGAAUGCCCAGUCAGGAUGCCACACAGCUCCAGUGGCUCAGCCAGACUGCGCCGUUCCGCAAGGAGAGGAAUAGAACAACGUCAGAGAGUGUUGGUUCGGUCUUCAGUAUUGGGGAAGGAAGCAAAACAUCCACCUCCAUGCACCAGGCUUCCCUCAGGCUCAGGAAGUCGUUCCUCAGUUUACCAUUCUGCUCCACAACAGGCAAACAGCUUUCUUAAAUCUCCAAAUCCUACUGUCUCUAACCCAUCGGUUCCUUCUCAGAAGUCAUCUGUGGACCUCAAUCCAGUUAGCACGCUUUCUCCAGAGGCCCCUCCACCUGUCAACUCAUCACAAAAGAUCAUGACCACAGUGGUCGUGGUAAAAUAUGGUAGACUGAACUCCACCAAUGCCGUGAGCUCUGUUCGUGGAGCACAGGCUUCGGUGAGUGGCUCAAAGCCCAUGCUGGGCUGCAGCCCUGGUGCCAGAACUCCUGCAGAAAAAAAUCUGAGUCGCCGUCUACCCUCAGAAGUUCCACUACCAACUGCAGUGCCAGGUGGAAUCAACAGCAGCAGCUCUCUCAGCGUACUCCAGAACAACCACCUCACCAUUCCACAACGCAUCCUCGACAGCCAAGAGGACGGGGCUCUGCACAGGGUUCAACCAGUCAAAAGAGACCUGAGCAAAGCCAUCCUCACCAGAGAGUCCAGAUCCCUGCUGCCCUUCCACAGCAGCAGCCACAGAUACAACAGUCGAAAAUCUUGCAGCGUUCAGUUUCUGUGGCCAAGGCAGCCACACAGGCAGCUAAUCCCCGUCGUCACCGGCGUAUAG